This is a messenger RNA of Peromyscus maniculatus bairdii (prairie deer mouse), 1846 nucleotides long. The record is from RefSeq and is a predicted model, not a curated record. NCBI's taxonomy places the organism in Eukaryota, Metazoa, Chordata, Mammalia, Rodentia, Cricetidae.
CCCAGCCUCAUUUUUUUUCUCUUUUAAACCCUCCCUUUGCCAGAUUUGAGGAGGGAGUGGGAAUGCCCUGCCCUGGAAGGAGGAAAGUGGUGGUGGUUUAUAGUGUAGACCCUUUCUCUUGAAACUUUUUUUCCCCCGAGACAGGGUUUCCCCGUGUAGCCCUAGCUGUCCUGGAACUCACUCUGUUACCAGGCUGACCUUGAAUUGAGAUCCACUUGCCUCUGCCUCCUGAACGCUGGGAUUAAAGGCGUGCAACACCAGCGCCCAGCUGACCCUUUUCCUUUAAAACCCUAGGCCGGCCCAGAUUUCCCAGAGACCGUAGAGGUGGCUCCAGACUCCUCCCUCCGUGUCUUCCGGUUCUGGUUGCGCUCGGUAGCGUUUAAAUUUCGCGCGCUUAAUACGGAUUGGCCCCUCGCACGGGUGCUUCGCCUGCGGCUCGCGGCUACUCCGCCUUGCUUUCUUCCCCGGGUAAAAGGUUUUCAAAUUGGACCAAUCGCUGGGCGAGCUCUCUCCGCCUCGGCGCGUCACCGAAGGGUUAAUUGCAACCAACCAGAGGCCGGUGUGCAGGAAAAGAGCCAAUCAGGCGGGCGCGGGGGCGUGUCCGGUGAGCUUAUAAGGGCGAGCUCGCCCGCGCGCGGCGACAGUUGACUGCGGCGGUUGGCAGUUGCUCUGGUUCGUUGGCGUUCGCGCUCUCCCUCUCUCUGCUCUUCUACCUCGUGAACACACCAUGUCGGGUCGCGGCAAGACCGGAGGCAAGGCCCGCGCCAAGGCCAAGUCGCGCUCGUCGCGCGCCGGCCUGCAGUUCCCCGUGGGCCGCGUGCACCGGCUGCUGCGGAAGGGCCACUAUGCCGAGCGCGUGGGCGCGGGCGCGCCCGUGUACCUGGCGGCCGUGCUCGAGUACCUGACGGCCGAGAUCCUGGAGCUGGCGGGCAACGCGGCCCGGGACAACAAGAAGACGCGCAUCAUCCCGCGCCACCUGCAGCUGGCCAUCCGCAACGACGAGGAGCUCAACAAGCUCCUGGGCGGCGUGACGAUCGCGCAGGGCGGCGUCCUGCCCAACAUCCAGGCCGUUUUGCUGCCCAAGAAGACCAGCGCCACCGUGGGGCCCAAGGCGCCGGCGGGCGGCAAGAAGGCCACCCAGGCCUCGCAGGAGUACUAAGGGCGCCCGCGCCGUGGCCGCCCAGCCCUCCCCACACCUCCACAAAGGCCCUUUUCAGGGCCACCACUUCCCGCACAGAAAGAGCUGAGCCACUUAGGGCCACUGCGGGCCGGGCCGCCUCGUCCCCAUUCUUUCCUUCUCCUUCUGCCCUCGCGCGUUUCCGCCUCCCUUUUCCCCUGCACGGCCUCCGGGUCAGCCACGGAGGACGCGGGCGCCGCGGCACCUGCCCCAUCCCGGAGCUUCGCCGAUCUCCGCCUUCGAUGGGCCGCGCGGAGAGGCUGCGGCGCCUUCCAGAAGUCUCGGCUUUUUGCUGUGACGUACGGCCGAGGUGGGCCUGAAGGCCGGUGUGUGGUGUGGCCGGGACUAAAAGCACUGUAUUACGAACCGAUUUUCCCCAGGAUGCCUCCUGGAAAGGGUUUGGGAGACGCUUGCAAGGCCUGUGGACAGAAGAGCUGUGUUCCUGCCGCAGGAGACUGGCAGCCGGGCCUAGCCAUCCCCCUUUUCUCCCCAGCGACUCGACUCAACCCAAACACCUAGAUACCAGCACAAGUCGGUGAAUCCCUCUCUGGACUGAGCCUCGGUUGGCUUCUGAACUGGAAUUUUGCAGCUAUCCCAAGUUUAGAACCUUAGGUAGUGGGGAGUUUCGAUGGGCUAAUUUUAUUAAAGGAUUGUUUGGUUUUUUAAAAA